Messenger RNA from Camellia sinensis, 1800 nucleotides. Lineage: Eukaryota; Viridiplantae; Streptophyta; Magnoliopsida; Ericales; Theaceae. The record is from RefSeq and is a predicted model, not a curated record.
UAGAGGUUGUUGAUGAUCUUAAGGUAAAAGGGUAGUAGUUGUAGUGGUGGUGGUGAAACGAAGUGUUUGGAGGAAAGGAAAAUUUUGUUAUGGAAGAAGAAAAUAUUCAUCAUGCAAACCAUGGUUAUCUGUUUCAUGGAGCUAGGAAAUGCAGUAUGUUUCUAUCAAAGAUGGUUGAGCCGUCGAUGAGAGCUUCCAUCAUCUUCUUUUCCAUCCUCUUGAUUGGUGCCUUUAUAUCCCUCCAUUGGAUUGAUGUUGUCCCUUAUGUUAUUUCAGAUAUUUCAUUUCAAAAGACAAUUCUAUCCUCCAAUAGUUCUGACAUAUAUCCGGACAGAAUCAAUUGCUCCAUCACAUGUCCAGUACAUUCUCUAGCGACAAUCAAAUCGGGCGAUUCCUCAUCGUUCGAAGUGUGCCCGGAGUACUUCCAAUGGAUCCACCAAGACCUAAAUCCAUGGAAGGAAAAUGGAAUUACCAAAGAAAUGGUAGAAAGUGCUGAGAGCAAAGCAUACGCAAGAAUAGUAAUAGUGAAUGGAAGAGUAUAUUGGAAGAAGUUGAAGUUGGCGUUCCAAACAAGAGAUGUGUUCAGUAUUUGGGGCAUAUUACAGUUGCUGAGGUUGUAUCCUGGAAAGUUACCAGAUUUGGAUAUAAUGUUUGAGUAUGGUGACAUGCCAGUGAUUCAAAAGAGAGACUAUGGCGGAUCAAAUACCAACAAUGUGACUCCAAUGUUUCACUACUGUGGGAGUGAUUCAACUUUGGAUAUAGUUUUUCCAGAUUGGUCCUUUUGGGGGUGGCCAGAGCUCCAGAUAAAGCCAUGGGAAGCCCUUAGUAAGGAUCUAGAAGAAGGCAACCAGAGAGUGAAGUGGAUUGAUAGAAUACCCUACGCUUAUUGGAAAGGGAACCCAAGAGUUAGUUUAGUCAGAAAAGAGCUUCUCAAAUGCAAUCUCACUGACCAACAGGAUUGGGGUGCACUCAUUUAUGACCUGGAUUGGAGAUUUGCUAGUCAACAGAGGUUUAAAAAUACGGAUUUAGUAGACCAAUGCACUCAUAGAUACAAGAUUUAUGUUGAGGGAAGAGCAUGGUCUGUGAGUGAGAAAUAUAUUCUAGCAUGUGAUUCUAUGAGUCUGCUAGUAACACCCCAUUACUAUGAUUUCUUCACAAGAAGUUUAUUACCCUCAAUUCACUACUGGCCAAUAAAAGAGAAUGACAAGUGCAGAUCUAUCAAGUCUGCAGUUAACUGGGGAAAUAAACACCCAGAAAAGGUUCAAGAGAUUGGAAAGGCUGGGAGCAAGUUCAUCCAAGAGGAGCUAAAAAUGAAGAGUGUAUAUGACUAUAUGUUUCAUUUGCUAUAUGAAUAUGGAAAGCUUCUGAAAUACAAACCAACUGUACCAGAAGGAUCAGUUGAAGUGUGCUUAGAGACAAUGGCAUGUUCUGGACCAGAGUUGGAGAAGAUGUUUAAGAUGAAUUCCAUGGUGAGAGGUCCAACGGAUACAAGCCCAUGCACCAUGCCUCCACCUCAUGAUCCUACAACCCUUCAAUCUUUUCUUGAGAGGAAAGCAAAUCUAACAAAGCAAGUGGAGAGGUGGGAGGCAAGUGAAAACACAUAAUUGGAAGAUGCAAAUUUAGAAAAUUUGAAGAACAUUUAAUUCCGCAAUCAUUUUCUAAGUAGUUUUUAAUAAUGCCUAGUUUAGUUUCCUAAGAGAAAGGAUGUCAAGUACCUAGUCCUUGCACAAUUUGCUUUUCUUUUCUUUCUUUUUUUUAAAAUUUUUAUUUAUUUGUUACUUUUUUUUUGGAGUUCUUGAU